This is a messenger RNA of Plasmodium cynomolgi strain B, 853 nucleotides long. Its product is annotated as 60S ribosomal protein L17. Gene Ontology annotation, biological process: cytoplasmic translation. The transcript has 3 exons. Gene Ontology annotation, molecular function: structural constituent of ribosome. The record is from RefSeq and is a predicted model, not a curated record. NCBI's taxonomy places the organism in Eukaryota, Apicomplexa, Aconoidasida, Haemosporida, Plasmodiidae. The coding region runs from base 147 to 746 and encodes 199 amino acids. Gene Ontology annotation, cellular component: cytosolic large ribosomal subunit; ribosome.
UAGUAGCCUUUUCCGCAGGCUGGAAUAAACAGCAUAUAAAAAAGAACGUAACGUACAUUUUUAUGUAUAGCGAUUUUUUGCAUACCCUAUCCCCUGUAUAGUACUUUUUAACUUCUUUUUCUGUUGCGUUUACGAUUUUUUUGGAAAUGGUUAAGUACGCCAAAAAGUUGAGGGACUUUGGGAAAUGCGCCAAGGGGGCUGGCAUGGAUUUAAGGGUCCACUUCAAAAACACGUACGAAACGGCGAGGGCUAUAAGGAGAAUGAAAUUGCUGGACGCAAAAAAGUACCUGAAUGACGUCAUCGAGAAGAAGAGGUGUGUGCCGUUUCGUAGGUACAACGGAGGUGUUGGAAGAACGAACCAAGCCAAGGAGUUUAACCACACGCAGGGAAGAUGGCCCGCGAAAUCGUGCAAGUUUUUGUUAAACGUGUUGGAUAACGUGCAGGCCAAUGCAGAGGCAAGAAACUUGGAAGUGAGCAAGCUGAGGCUAAUCCACGUGAUGGUGAACAGAGCGCGCGCAGGACGAAGAAGAACGUUUAAGGCCCACGGACGAAUCAACCCCUUCAUGUCGUCCCCGUGCCACAUCCAAGUAAUCGCAAAGGAGAUUUCCAAGCCAGCGAAAAAGUCGCUCCUGACGAAUGCGGAAAAGCAGAAGGAGCUCCCCUUCAAAAUUACCUUAAAAAAAUUGAUAAAAUUAAACAUUUCGAAGAAGAACUUUGCAAAGAAUAAGAAGAAGGCCGCAAAUUAGUUUUACAAAUUAAAUGCACGUUUGCAUAUUUUAACUUUGACCUGAAUUUUUUUUUUCCUUUUUUGUUUUUUUUUUUUUUUUUUUACGAAAUGUUGCUGUGCGAAAUG